AAAUGUUGUGUCGCAAACUUGAACGCUUUAGUGAGCGAGUGAUAGCCAAAGAGGGCACGAGCACGAGUCUAUCAGGCCGAACACGGUGUCAGUGUGUGUUGUGAAGUGAUGUGAGACGCAGGCAAAGAUGCUAUAAGAUCAAUAUAACAAAACCCAACUAAACGUAAUUUAACAACAGUUUAAAAACGAAAAAAACCCAAAAAUAAGCGACGCGCAACAAGACGAAAACCAAGCGUGAAAGCAACUACAAAAAAAUAAAAAAAAAUUAAGAAAAAAAAGGUGUAAUAAAGUGUGAGGUGCAAAGUGAAUAAACUGCACAGAGAGCCCUCGACCCCGUACCUCCCUCCUCCCCCACAACAGCGUGCAACCAAGCAGCAUGUGAAGUCGGGACGCAACCAGCGAACAUACGAAAGAAACAAUAUUUAUGCUCUGAAUGUUGGAGAGCUUACAAAAUUUACGUGGCAGAUGAUAUACGACAAAAUUCAAUUGGUUUUGAUUUCGCAAUAAGGGAAUCAAGAAAUAAAAUUGCGAGCGAAGACUUUCGAGAAUUCGCGAAUUCAAUCGCAAUAAACAUUGUUAAAUUUGUAGCCUCGCUUCAAGGUCAUAUCGAUUGCCAGACCAAUUUAUCGAUAACAAGAACAAUAUGCAGUUGACGAUGUCCAAGUUUCGGUGCUGGCUCCAAGUUGUUGAAAUAACAAUUUGCCUUUUAAUAUUUAUCGGCGGUAAUCAGCUGCAUGUGGCCAGUGCAACGACACAGUUGGACGAGGACCCCAUACCUCUACCAUGCGAUUCGAUAAUGUGUCCGCCGGAAGCGGAUAUGCAGUGCCCGGAGGACAGCGCCAUUCGGGAGAUACGUGAAAUAAACGCUGUGGAUUUAAUCAAUUCGAAUGCAGUGGGGAACAGCAUUUCAUCAUCGGUUGCCAGCACGGAGAGCAGUGCAUAUAACAGCAGCCUGAUUCCGGAUGAUCUAUUUGCCCAGUGCUGUCUGUCCAAGAAGUGUGUGUGCAAGACAUGCUACAUUCCGGACUGCAACAGCGACGAGGGUGAAGUUGUGGUUGAAUUGGAGCCGGAGGCGAUGGACACGCCCGGACAAUGCUGUGGCAAAUUCGACUGUACGCGGGAGCCCAAUUGCACGGAGGUCUGGGAUACGGAUUUCAAUUGGCUGCAGAGCUGCCAGCGUUGUAUGUGCACCUCCGGUAGAAGGAUUUGCGAGCAGACUUGCGAUGAGAACACCAAUGCCAUAUGCGAAUCAAAGAAACUUAACGCCUUCUUCAAGGAUGGCGACCACUGGGACGAGGGUUGCUAUCACUGUGAAUGCGUCAAGGGUGAACCAAAGUGUACGAUAUCCCUUUGUGAGUCUCUUAGCUGUCCCAGCGAUCGUCAAGUGACUCUCGAAGGCGGUUGCUGUCCCCUCUGUUGGCCCAAGGGCCAUCCCAUGCCCCACGAGAAGCCAAGCAACUAUGAUGAGGGAUAUGGCUAUGAACGUAAGCAGGAGUAUACCGACACAGAUGAUCACACUGAGCUGCCACUGGACACAGUCAUUUUUGCAGAUAACAGCAACACCACCACCACAAGCACCACCACCACAACUAGCACCUCACAGCGUCCUGAAGUGAUUACCAAAAUUGAUCACAAUUUAAAGGAAAGCACCACUGCCGCACCCCCUUGCCAGGGACACGACCUUCCCAAUGUGGUUGUCGUCCAUCCAUUAAACGGCUUCAAAGAUCCUCAUCUUUAUCAUGUCAUCAUCGUAGUACUAGUGUUAAUCAUUGGAGUACUCUACUUGUACAUAAGACAUCUGCAUGCCAAACAACGUUCCUACAGACCAGUCUCCAACUUUGACGACAAGGUCUAAAAAGAGAAAGAGUCAAGGAGGAUUAGCUGAAAAUAAAAAUAAAAGAUGAAGAGUAAGCAAGUUAGAUAAGAUCUAGAAAGAGAGAUAACGAAGGAAUUGGCUAGAAUGAAAAAAUAAGAUAAUGAAAUAUAAGAGAGUUUGAAUGUCAGUAAACAAAAUAAUGAUAAUUAAAAAAAAAGAGAGAAAGAGAAAGAAAAGUUAAAAUAUGAAAUAUAUAAAAGAAAGAAAAACGCCCUUAAUUUUAACGCCAAGGCUUUAAAAGAAUAACAAAGGGAUUGAAAAUUAGAUACAAAGAAGAAAUAGAAGAGUAAAAAGGGGAGACACAAAAAGUUAGGUAGAUGAAAAAGUAGUAAAUAAAGAAAGAAGACCAAGAAGAAAAAAAAUAUACGGGACAAUGAGGAGAAAGAAGAGGAACAAGAAUGUUAAACAAAACUCUUAAAACUUUUGGAUAAAUAAGCAAAAUACUGAAACUGUUAAUUUUCAUUUGAUUAUUUUUCACCAUUAUUUUGUUUGUUUGUUUGUUUUUUAAAUUUUUUUUUUUUGUAUUUAAAAGAUCUCAUUUUAAUUUCACUUUCACUUCCAAGCAGACAUCCGCAGACGCAAAAGCAAAGUAUUCUUAUGAAAUUACGCGUAAAGAAAAGUUACUAUUUCUAAAAAAAAAAAAAGAAACAUAAAAGAGGGAAGUUUUAUUCAAGGAGUAGAAGAAGAAGAAGAAGAAGAGAAGUAACAUGUUGUAUAUACAUCGAUGGAAAUGCCCCAUCAGCGAACUAGUAUUAAGCACACCAAUGUUUUAUUAUAUUAUGCACGAACUUAAAUGCCAAAAUAUUAUUUCAUAUGACGAACGCGAUUGAAGACGAGAAAAAAAAGCGAGAGAAAACUACCAUGCAAAUGUGAGGUUAAGUACGCAAGACGUGUGAGGUUAGGUGGAGCUAACCUUAAAACUAAAUGAAAAAUCGUUCGCCAUAGUUUGUAUACUAAACGAAAGUAAGUUAGCCGCUAAGCUAGAAUAUCUAUGUGAUAUUUGUUAAUAAGUGUAUGUUAUAAACAAAUGCUAUAAACAAACAAACAAAACAAAACAAAACAAAACAAAUAAUAGAAGAGAAGUGAAGUUAUAAGUUGGCGCGCUAUCAAAAGUAUUCGCAAAUGGAUCAAUCUAUAUAUUAAUCAGCUGCUGAUCGUUGCCGUUAGUGUAUACCUUAUGUAUGUAUGUACUAUAUAUAUAAAUAUAUAAAUCAUUAUUCCCUAAAGUCUAAAUAAAUAACAGAAAAUCUGAUAAGCAAUGCGAAUUAUAUUGCCAACG
This is a messenger RNA of Drosophila innubila, 3155 nucleotides long. RefSeq lists its product as uncharacterized. Gene Ontology annotation, molecular function: protein binding. The record is from RefSeq and is a predicted model, not a curated record. The transcript is spliced from 3 exons. Bases 644 to 1855 code for a protein of 403 amino acids. Lineage: Eukaryota; Metazoa; Arthropoda; Insecta; Diptera; Drosophilidae.